AUGGGAUGUUUUCGGUGUGCGGAUGUGCUAAGUUGUUUUAAACGGAAGGAUUGGAUAUUUAGUUUAGCGGUUGGGACGAAGCAAUCUCUCACUGAUCUUACUUUGUCAACGAAUAAUCUUACGGGAUCAAUCCCAGCUUCAAUAGGGAACUUGACAAACCUGACAACGUUGUACCUUUUCGAGAACUCUCUGUCUGGAUCUAUCCCUCAAGAACUAGGAUUGCUAAGAUCUCUCACUGACCUUGCAUUGUACAAGAAUAAUCUCAGUGGAUCAAUCCCCGCUUCAAUAGGGAACUUGACAAACCUGACAGUGUUAUACCUUUACGAGAACUUUCUCUCUGGAUCUAUCCCUCAAGAACUAGACAAUCUUAGAUAUCUACGGUUCCUUGAUAUAAGCUCCAACAAGCUCACCGGUCAUCUAUCACCGUAUAUGUGCGUUCAUGGAUCCCUCAUACGACUUGUCGUAGCAAAUAACAAUUUAACUGGUCGUAUCCCGAAUAGCUUGAGAAAUUGCAGUGAGUUACUUCGUGUUAGGUUUGAUCAAAACCAAUUGACGGGGCAUUUAUCAGAAGUUUUUGAGGCAUUCCCAAAACUUGAUUAUCUAGAUCUCAGUCACAAUAAUUUCUAUGGCGAUCUUUGGCACAAAUGGGAUCAGUUUCCCAAUCUGACUAGCCUAAAAAUCUCCAACAAUGACCUUUCCAGAAACAUUCCACCUGGCAUUGGAAGAGCAACUCAGUUACGGUUGCUCGACCUCUCUUCAAAUCAUCUAGUUGGUGCGGUACCAAAGAAUUUGGGAAAGUUGGUUUUUUUGUUCAAUCUUAAUCUUAGCAAUAACAAACUUUCACGCGAUAUUCCACCAGAAAUUGGAAGCCUGUCUAGUCUUCAGCAUCUAGACUUGUCUGGAAACAAUCUUAGUGGACCUAUUCAAAAGAAGUUGGGUGACUGUGUGAAUCUUUUGAACUUGAAAUUGAGCAGAAAUCUUCUCAGGGAGAGUAUUCCUUUUGAAUUAGGAAAAUUGCAGUCUCUUGAAAAUCUCGAUCUUGGAAAUAAUUUAUUAACAGGUGAGAUACCAUCAGGGAUUGGGAGCUUGAAAAGGUUAGAGAUCCUAAAUCUCUCCCACAACUUCUUGUCUGGUUCAAUCCCUUCCUCUUUCAACGGGAUGUCAAGUUUAACGUCGGUUGACAUAUCGUACAAUCACUUGGAGGGUCCUUUGCCCAACACAAAAGCAUUUGAAGAUGCUUCAUUUCAAGCAUAUCGAAACAAUGAUAGACUAUGUGGCAAUAAAACUAGUUUGAUGCCAUGCUCACUAAAGCAGAACAAUGGAGAUAAAGGGAGAAAUCAUAAAAAAAUUGUGCUUCUAGUUGUAGUUCCUUUUUUGGGUAUUUUAUUUCUUAUUGUUGCUAUGACUUUCUUGAUCCACCGCAACAAAAUGAGAGACAACGAAAUUGAGCCAAACAGAGCAAGUGGAUAUGGCACUGUUUAUAGAGCUGACCUGCCAAGUGGUCAAGUUGUCGCUGUAAAAAAGUACCCUCCUUCCCAAGAUGGCGAGUUGGCUAAUCUGGUAAGUUUUAUGAGUGAGAUUCAUGCAUUGACAAAGAUACGACAUCGGCAUAUCAUAAGGCUUUCGGGUUACUGUUCACAUCCACGACACUCAUUUUUGGUUUAUGAGUUCUUGGAAGGGGGGUCCUUGGACAAGAAACUAAGCUGUGAGGAAGAAGCACUAAGUUUGGAUUGGGAUAAGAGGAUAAAUGUUGUUAAAGGUUUGGCAGAUGCUUUGUCAUAUAUGCACCAUGGAUGUUCACCCCCGGUCAUUCAUCGUGAUAUAUCGAGCAAGAAUGUUCUGCUAAACUUAGAAGAUGUCGCUUACCUAUCUGAUUUCGGAACUGCAAGACUUCUAAACCUGCAGUCAUCAAAUUGGACUUCCUUUGCAGGCACCUUGGGAUAUGCUGCUACAGGUACUUGCACAAUUCAUCUUAGCUACCAAUAUAGUGUUGUGUGUUUUUAUGUUGAAUAUGCUAAUUCCUAA
Rhododendron vialii is the source of this 2025-nucleotide messenger RNA. RefSeq names its product probable leucine-rich repeat receptor-like protein kinase At1g35710. Bases 1 to 2025 code for a protein of 674 amino acids. Lineage: Eukaryota; Viridiplantae; Streptophyta; Magnoliopsida; Ericales; Ericaceae. The record is from RefSeq and is a predicted model, not a curated record. The transcript has 4 exons. Gene Ontology annotation, molecular function: ATP binding; protein kinase activity; protein binding. Gene Ontology annotation, biological process: protein phosphorylation.